GGUAACCAAUGCUUUAAGACAGGGGAGCUAGUUAAAUUAAAUCUUUCUUCAUCCCAUUUAGAACCAUGUAGACCAUUUGAGCAAGUGCCUUGGAAAUUGAGUCGAAACGAAAGUCAAGUUUUUGCGCUACUUGUGGAUAACAAUUAUUUAAUGCACAAGCAAUGAAUCAGCUACCAAUUUUUCAUAAUAUCAGAUUUUGUUUACUCGGUCGCACAGGACAGUCGAUCAGGUUUCGCUAUGUUCCUGAUCCGGGUACGCUUGAACAGCGUUUAUUUCGAGAGGUCACAAAGCCCGUUAUACCACCUAUUAAUGUGAAUCCAGUCGAACAGCGUCUGCGCAGACAAGAAGAAAAUAGACUACGUCAAGAAAAUAAUCCAUACCGAAAAUUUCUGAUUGAGAGAGCCAAAGAAGAUUUUUUGAAGCCGAUGAAUAAUAAUAUGGUAUUAGUUUUUCAACAGUUGUGUCAUAAAGCUCGUGAAAUGGUGCCUGUAAAAAAUAAAUUAUUUUUAAAGGAUAUGCAUUUCAAAGGAUUCCCAUUAUCUAUUUUAAGAGAAGCUUCUAAAGGCACUCGUUAUGAAAUGUUUACACGCUAUAUGCUUCAUUCAAAUAUUCCUAACAUGUAUCUGUUUUCUGAGCCUACUCCUGAAAAAUGUCGUUAUGCAAUAAACAUAACCAAAAAAGUUCAUUUUCUUCUUUUGCUUGGCGGUAUUGUUGAUUAUAGGAUCAUGACUGUACAGCAACUGAAUGAGUUUGCGGCAUUGUCAUCUCAAGGCUUGGAUGGUGCACGUAGUCAUUUGGUUAUGUUAUUAGAGCAAAAUCGAGGCGGGCAAAUUGUGCAAGACUUAAACUAUCAUCAAUCUUUCAUUGUCAAUGGACUAAAAAAUUUGUAUGACGAAACAAAAAAUAGUAACGAGUCGUCUUCAUCUGAUUCAUGAGUCAUAACUAUUUCAAAUUUUCAGUUACCCUUUUUGUAAAUAUUUCGAGUGGAUAUUGUUAAUUAUUGUAAAUAUAAACAUUAUUAUAUGCAACAGUCACUUUUAAUUCAUAUAAUCUUAUUUUCUUAAAACUUUGAUACUUUUCGUUAUCUUGAAUAAUUUAUUAAAGCUGUGGUUUAUUCGUUCAAUCUCUCAAAUUUCAAUCAACAACUCAACACUUAAUCACUACGACCUAUAACGGUUUCGAUAGGUCGAUAGUAUUAGUGGCCCUAACACAAAUCACCUGGCUCUUUACAUAAUACAGUAACCUGUUAUUACGUGGCUUAGUGUUUUAAGCAUUUGGUUUCCAACUAUCCGAUUUCAUGUUCGAAAUCUGCUCUUACUACUCUUAUUCGGCUAGUAUUUGAAAAUGUACUCAAUCACGGCAUUACAUUACUUGAGUACGUAGUUACACUUGUACUUUGGAUUUCUAAGUGAAUGGACGCCUAAUGAUGAGCUUGUAUGCACAGCAUAAAUGGGAAUACACCUAUUUUUUAAAAUCUUGUUUAAAUUUCACUUUUUAUUAUUGAGUAAUACAGUUAUAAUUUAUGACCUAUUUUAGAGCUAAUUUCAUUAUUAUCACUUAAUCUGUUAAUUGAUAACUAGUGGUGGAAUACUAAACUCAAGUCUCAUCCUGUAUUAGGCACUAGUAGAUCGUAUGUACCUAGAUUUCAUUGGUGAUGUAGUUAUUAGUGUAAUACUUAUAACUCCAUGUGACACGGUUUUAUGUUUCUAACCUUUCAAGUACAGUUGGACUUUAGUAACGUAUCGAUGAACUUAAUUCAAACAUUGCUAAUGUGACUCGUAACAGGAAUAAAGUAUCCAAUUCAUUUCGAUUUAUUAAUCAGAUGGGUCAAAUAAUUUUAAUGUUAGAUUUUAUAAUUACUUGAUUCUAUUCACAACUUUCUGAUUUAGCUUUCGAAUCAAGAUUUUAUUUUUGAGAAUUCCAUUUCAAUUUAGCUACCAAGUAUGUUAAUUAUUUGUCAUUCCAACCGCACAGUCUAGUUUUCAUAUUUUAAUUCAAACAUAUCAAAACAAAAUGAAAGGUCACAUAGUUCUUGUCCACAAGGUCUACAUCUAUUUCUGUCUGACCAACUGAGUAUUUGUCUUGGUAUGUACGUAAAGGCUAUAGCUCACCAUUGAGUGUUCAAAGAACUAGAAGCAAAGGUUCCGCCCAAAUUCUCGCUUCGGUUUGGGCACCCGGGCAGUAUCGCAGCCCUCUCACAAAUCAAAUGAGAUUAGUGUGGCGUAUAUGUAUUUGGUACUUCCUUGUACCAAUAUCUAUGUGUUCAAACAACAAACAAAUCGCUUAAUAUUAAGGCUUUUCUCUAAUUUUGAAGCAAUUGAACUUUCACGUAGGAUUCGAAUCCGUAUCGUUCACUGCCUAACAAAAGGUGAUAUUACCUUCGACUGAUCAUAAAUUUCACAAAACCUCAAUUCAUUGUCUUGUCGAUAAAUAGAUACCAGGUCACUUAUCCUAGUGGGUACAUUGCAACAUGAGAGAUAGAAUACAGUCAGCACUAGGGAUCAGUUCAUGUAAAUGUAUUAUAUAUCUUGUUUGUAAAAAUAAUCGCUAUUCAUAUGUUUCCGUCAGUUGCACUUUGAUUUAAUUCUAGUUGGAUAUUCAUUUAUAUUUACCUAGUUAAUAUCUUCCAGUUACAAUGAAAAGUGAAGUUGUAUGAUAACUUAAAAAAAUUCUAACCAGCAGGAUUUGUUACAUUUUGAAUAUUCCGUUUUUUCUUUGUUGAAAAGACUUGUCUGUACACUUUAACGAUAGGUUUUUAAAUAAA
Molecule: messenger RNA, 2764 nt
Organism: Schistosoma haematobium
Lineage: Eukaryota; Metazoa; Platyhelminthes; Trematoda; Strigeidida; Schistosomatidae
Exons: 5
Coding region: 162-935 (257 amino acids)
Biological process (GO): translation
Cellular component (GO): mitochondrial large ribosomal subunit
Molecular function (GO): structural constituent of ribosome
Source: RefSeq, a predicted model, not a curated record